CCUGAUCAAAAAGAUGAAGAGACAAAAACCUCUGAUGAAGGGUUCAUGUAUACUGUAUUAAAAGAUUUAGUUUGUCAUAAACAUCUAUUUGCAUCAAUGAUUUCUGUACAGAUAACAUCAGAAACGAUUGGUAUAUGCAGAAACAUCUGUGAGAUUAGUACAGCCACUACUAUUAAUGAUAAAAACAACACUGCUAAUUCAUUUGCUAGUUAUAAUCACGAUAUUGGCUUUAAUAAUGAAAAUAUAUUCACAAACUCAGAUAAUGAACUAAUUAUUAACACUUCUCAGUGA
Molecule: messenger RNA, 291 nt
Organism: Scutellospora calospora
Lineage: Eukaryota; Fungi; Glomeromycota; Glomeromycetes; Diversisporales; Gigasporaceae
Source: the annotation of a GenBank genome assembly